Messenger RNA from Pseudogymnoascus destructans, 3516 nucleotides. Its product is annotated as DNA ligase (ATP). The transcript is spliced from 3 exons. The record is from RefSeq and is a predicted model, not a curated record. Lineage: Eukaryota; Fungi; Ascomycota; Leotiomycetes; Thelebolales; Thelebolaceae. Bases 484 to 3213 code for a protein of 909 amino acids.
CACUGCAGUAUCUCCAGCCAAACCAACAUCAAACAAGUGGUGACGUCAACGCCAUGAACAAACAGACCUAGAGAAGGUAGAUCCAGACCUAUGGUAGGCCCAAAAGCUACUUCUAGCAUCUAUCUACAUGCAUCCCAUGCGCGAUGGGCCUGGAAAGCUCCCAAUGCAGCAAUAUCAUCAUGAUCCACAAAUGGCAUCAUGACGUCUCUUCUUGUCUAACUCACCAAGCACUGAGCUGAAAGCAGUCCCCCUUCACAUGCCACUCCUCCGUCGGGAUCCUUUUUAUGAAGCCAUUCCCGCUCUUCUCUUUUGAGGAUUAUUCUAUCUCACCAACCCGACAUACUUCCUCUUUGAUACCCAAUCCCCCCCAAUCUCCAGUCUCUAUUACUGAAAUAAUCAUAAUCAUCUUUUUUUAAGACAACACACCUAUACAAACAAACACUCGUAUAGUCACACUUGGUUGAGAACCAUACCACCGUCGCGAUGGUGUCUCAAGUUGUCAAUCGCCCAACUAAUAAGACGAUGAAGGAGAAGGACAUCAAUCAGAAGCUGCAAUUAUACGGAAUCCUCACUGCUUUCCAAAAUGGCAAGGUCCCAUCGAACGACCAGAUUGAUGUCGCACUCAACAGCUUCAUGAACAAGGAUUUCAUGAGGAACCCGUCCAACAAGCUCUCUCCAGAAGGACAGGCCUUGGUCCAGGAUUUCCGUAAGGUGGUUGAGCAGGCCAAGAACCUCAUCCUCACCAAGAACAAUGGUAAUCUGCUUCAGGACUUUGUCUGGCAGACACAGAACCUAGAUGUCAAUGCCAAGGCACCCGGUGCGCCAGUCGAUAGGGACUCGGCGAAGCAGCACGGCAACGAGGUUGCAGAGGGUCUUCGAACCCUGGGAACGCUACUCAUCUCCAACGGACAGUUCCGUAAGCUCUUAAGCGAUGCGACCGUUCUCCUCCGUGAGAUGGCCGGCGACGCAGCUACCAAGACUGCCGGCAAGGUUGCCCCAUCCCAAGAGCAGCUCGACCAGAUUGACCAACCUGCUGCGGACAACACCUGGCAUGAGACGCCCAACUUGUCGGCUAGCGAACUCAAGGGCCAGUUUAAGUCGGCGGUUAACAAGAACAAGCCUCUUUCCAAGCAGGAUGUUCAAGAGGCUGCUGGUAACGCUGCACAGGCUGCACACCCCGGCGGGUCUCGCGAUCCGGAAGAUGUCGCGAGACUCGCCGCUCACGAUCGCCAGCAGGGCGACUACUCUGGCGUUGAUGCUACUUCGGGAGCUCAGCAGGGUGUGGACACACUGCGCAACCGCGCCUCUGAGAACAUUCCCGACGAGACAAAGGACAGGGCUCGCCAGACAAAGGAGAAGACGAGGCAAUACCUCCAAUCCAAGAUGCCCGAGGAGCGCCGCGAGCAGACCAUCUGGAGAAUGAAAAAGAUGAUUGUUGAGAUCCAGGGACACCCUGACUACAACGCUGCCAUCAACACUCUGCUCACUCUUGCUGAGACCUACGCUGGUCACGCCAGCACCGUCGGCCAGCAUGCAGCCGGCACCGCCAAGGGCGUUCACUCGAACAACACCCUCAAGGACGCCGAGGCUGACCUCAAGGAGCUCAUCGAGCGCUUCGCCAACUACACUUCCACGGAUGAACUUUUCGAGUCCAUCAAUGCCAUCUACAGGAACGCGGACCGCGAUCCCGAGCUCAAAAACUGGUUCAGGAGCAUGGACAGGUACGUCCGCAAGUGCCUCCAGCAGCAGGGCUACGUCCUCGAGGACGCCGCCACCCGUGAGUGGAACCAGCUGCACGACCAGGGCAACUUCCUCCUGCGUGACCGCUACAAGAACCACACCGACCGCGUGCUCGACGAGAUCAAGUUCCUCGCGGACCAGUUCGAGAACGACAAGAUGAACAAGCAGUUCGCCCAGUCAUGCCAGAAGCUCUUCAACAACCUAGGCAACGACGAGAACGGCAAGCCGACCUUCAAGCCCCACCUCGUCAAGGACCUGAGCGAGGUCAUCAUCCCCGGGAUCUUCGAGAACGUCCGCUACAUCCCGAUCCCGCGCAUCGAGUACUCCGACCCCAUGAUCGACGUCGUCAUCGAGAACCUGAUCAUCGAGAGCGACAACCUCAUGCCCAACGCCGUCGAGUUCGCCAGCGACAACUACUUCCGCUGGGGCCGCAAGGGCAUCGCCAACCGCAACAAGAACGCGGUUAUGAUCUCGGUGACGGGCGUGCAGAUGGAUCUCCGCGACGUCAGCUUCUACGUGAAGAAGAAGUCCGGCUUCCCUUCCCUCUCCGACAUCGGUAUCGCUGACAUCCUCCUCCACGGCACGGGCUUCAGCUUCAAGCUGCGCGUCUCGACCGCCGACCCGACGGACCGCCAGAACUUCUUCAAGGUCGACCGCGUCGAUGUCGACGUGCAGAACUUCGACAUCAAGCUCAAAAAGUCAGAGCACAAGCUCCUCUUCCGCCUCGUCAAGCCCAUCAUGCUCAAGAUCAUGCGUCCCGCGCUGCAAAAGAUCCUCGGGAAGCUCAUCAAGGACAAAUUCAACGAGCUCGACCAGAUGGCCUUCUCCAUCAAGCAGGAAGCCGACAAGGCCGCGCAGGAAGCUAAGAGCGACCCCAGCCAGGCCCAGAACAUCUACCGGCGCUACGCUACCGCCGCGCAGAACAAGUUUAGCAAGGGCAAGAAGAAGACGGAAGCUGCGACGGCUGACAAGAAGACGAACUUGGCAGUGACACAGCAUGAUUCCAUCUUCCCCAACGUCCACCUCCCCGGUGGCAUCUCCACCAAGGCAACGGAGUACCGCGACCUCGCCACCAAGGGCGUCAAAUGGGAAAGCCCAAUCUUCAGCAUCGGCUCAGCAGGCCGCACCACCUCCCUCCCCGGCCUCGGUAAAGUAAGCCACCGCCAGAACCAGACCACGCAAGGCGGGCUCCGCGACCGCGAUGAGGUCCUCGGCGCUGGCGCUGUUGGUGCGGGCGUCGGUGGUGUGGGGGGGGCUACAGCUGCUCACUACCUCCAGACUGAGCCGGCGUACGUGCCUGUCACCACCACUGCUGUGCCAGUAACGACGACGGAGGUGCCGAAUGGAGCGACGUUUGGGAAGCAGGCGGAUCAGGCGUUUAAUGAGGCGGAGGGGACGUAUUCGUCCACGGGGACGUUGUUGGGGAGGGGGAACCCGUUGUUAGCGGGGUUGGCGCCGGCGGACAAGUUUUAAAAGGGGGGGGUUGAUCUCGCCUGAAGUUGUUUUGUUGUCUAUGAUACCACGUGUGCUGGGGAGGUAAUGGUGGAUAGAAAAUUGUCGUGGAUAUAAUUUAAAUUAUUGAAAACCAACUCAACUCAUUAAAUCAGAUAAUUAUUCUGAAACAGUGUUCGGCGGAUCGUAUCCGGAUCUGAUCCUGAGCCCUCACGGGUAAGAUCAUGAUCCGUCUGAGGUCUGACGGAUAGAUAGGGGUUAUAUCCGGAUCUUCAGGAUAAUGAGGCUUAAAAUAUAAAAAUAUAACGUACAUGUAUAGCGAAA